AUGAAGCAUGGUGAUUCAAUGUUAUUUGCGUUUUAUUGUACGAGCAAAAAAUUAAUCAUGUUAUACGCGAAUUUUUUUCAUUCGUCCGUUAAAACUUUAUUUAGUGACUUCGUUGAUCACAUAUUUUCUUUUGGAAUAAAAGACUCGACGAUUGUGAAAAUACCCACAUCUUGUUCGGUUUUCUCCAACAAACAACUUUGUUUAUAUACUUAUAUAAGAUUACACAUUUCACAUACAUUUUAUUAUUGUAUCAAUCUCCAACACGGCUCGUAUGGAGAAAAAUUAUAUCCCAAACACACUCUCAGAUUUGAUCGAUUUGUUUUGGAAUUCUUAUGGAUCUCGUACCGAGAUGACUUUCUGAAAUUAUAUACUGAAAUAUACACAUAUCUUACAACUGCAAGGGCUGUACUUGAUCGAUCACUUAGAAGCCGGACGAAUCAGCUUCAUGAUACCAGUUGGAUCUCAGGUGAAAGAUUAUAUGUAUUUACAGAAAAUUAUAUUCGAAAUAAACUUGACAAAGUUUCAAAAGAUAUUAACAGCCAACCUGCCGAUAAUAUUCUUCAAUAUUAUAAAAGGUCUCGGGACAAACAUCGAAUAUUAUUUGGAACACUCAAUGGUGCUUAUAACUAUUUUAAUCGUCACUGGGUUAGAGAUGCGUAUGACAAUGGUAGAGAUGUAUGUGAGAUUCAUGUGCUAUGCACGAAAAUAUGGUCGGAAGUUGUGUUGAAACCGUUGUUUUCUCGAAUAAUUGGAAAUUUAACGACAUUUAUGAACAGUUAUAAGAACCGUACUUUCACUGAUACCAAUUUGAUCCAGUGCAUGAAGAAAUUAUUUGGCAGUGAUAUAGAUUGGUCUCAACCUCCUUCCUUUGGAUUCGACUUUCUUUCGACUAAUAUAAACAACACAGAUAUGCCAGAUAUUCACCAUUUGAUGGUAACGGUCGAAAAGGAGCUUUUGCGAACAACAGAAGAUUUUUAUCAGAAGAAACCGAUUCCUCCUUCUUUCGAAUCAAAUGAUCAAUUAUUUAAUUACAUAAAAUCAAUAGUAGAAUAUGUUGAUGAUGAAAUACAACAAGCCAACGUUUGUUUAUUAAUCGAAAUAUCAACAUUGAAGAAGUUACAGGAUUUAUUAGAAGGAAUAUUUUUUCCACCAAAUGUUGUCGAUAUUAUCGUGGAUAAACUACGAAAACUUUUGUUAGACGAUAACAACUACAACGAAUUAUCGAGACAAUUCGAAUCAAUUCGUCGAUUAAAGAUAUUGAAAAAUGAAUUAUUGAAAUUAAUUGAAGAGCACGUUUACGAAAAAGGUCGUCAUGAAAUUGAAUCUAUCUAUACCGACAAAUCAAUAAAUGAGACUAUCGAUCCUUCAUUUUAUAUCGAAACAUUGAUUGAUCUUCAGACGAAAUAUCAGGCAUUGAUUCAAAAAAUUCUCGCAAAUGAUGCAGCUUGUAUUGCUGCUUGUAAUAGUGGUUGUGCAAAAUUUGCUAAUCAAAAUGUUUUAACGGAAAAGUCGGAUAUGACGACAAAAUCAGAAGUAUUGUUAUGCCAAUACUGCGAUCUUCUGUUGAAGAAAGGAAAAACAGCGACUACGGAUGAUAAUUGGAAUCAUAAACAAAAAACUAUUCUCAUUGUUUUCGAUUUUAUCGAAUCUAAAGAUCUUUUCAUGCGAAUAUAUCAAAAGAAACUCUGCAAACGUUUACUUAAUAAAUCAAGUGUAUCGCAUGAGUACGAAACAUCGUUAAUUUCAACAUUCAAAGAUAAAUGUGGUCAUGAAUAUACAUCAAAAAUUGAACAAAUGAUGAAAGAUAUUCGUAUAAGUGAAGAUUUAACUAAGGAGUAUAAAGAGAAUGUAGAGAAGAAUUCGAUCUACGAUUCAGAGAAAUUCUCUGUCAUGGUAUUUAUGACAAAUUACUGGCCAUUAUCUCCUUUACCGAAUGUGAUUUUACCAACCGAAUUAAAAUCAAUGUUUGAUGAUUUCACGAAAUUUUAUCUUGGAAAGUAUAAUGGUCGAAAGUUAACGUUACUUCAUCAACAUUCACAUGGAGAACUUCGUAUGAAAAUUUCGGGACAAACUUAUCAAUUACUAGUUUCAACAUAUCAAAUGAUGGUAUUAUUUUUAUUCAAUGACAAGCCAAAUUGGACAGUCGAACAAAUUCAAGAUCGAACACAGAUUGAAUCAAAAUUGUUACCAGACAUUUUAUCAAUUUUAUCAAACAAAAAUAUCUUAAUCUCUGAGAAUGGUUUUGAUUCAACCAGUGUAAUUCGACUAACUGACAAUUUCACCAGUGAUAAGUUUCGAGUGAAUUUGAAUAUUCCAUUGGAAUUGAAUAAAGAGAAAAAGUCCAAUGAUCUAUCUCGAACAAUUGAUGAAGAACGUCGAAUGAAAAUUCAAGCUGCUCUUGUUCGAAUUAUGAAGAAGGAAAAGAUAUUGAAAUAUUCAUUAUUAAUUGAACAAAUCAGAACACAAUUUCAACCAGAAGUUUCGUCAAUCAAAAAAUGCAUUGAAAUUUUGAUCGAAAAGGAAUAUUUUCAACGUGAUCCAAACGACAAAAACACUUUGGUUUACUUACCUUGA
This is a messenger RNA of Adineta ricciae, 2574 nucleotides long. NCBI's taxonomy places the organism in Eukaryota, Metazoa, Rotifera, Eurotatoria, Adinetida, Adinetidae. The record is from the annotation of a GenBank genome assembly.